UAAGAAGCUCUAAUAUUGUAUGUAAAGUGAAGAAAAUCUAGACAUAACUCUCACAAAGGUCUGAUAAAGGUCGUGUGAUAAGGCUUAUCUUAAAGAAGGGACAACGGACGGCAAUAUGUUUUCAAGAUACCUUUGUCUGGCUUUUCUAUUCUUUGGAGCGCAUGCGCAGCUUAACCCCGGAUCAGUUUCCGGCGGAAGUUCCACCAGUGGAAGCAGUAUUGGAUCUACAGGAGGAUUUCCGUUUCCUCCAAUGGUUCCUCAUGCACCUAAUGCUAUCCAUCAUGUUGGUGUUUCAUACAAUCUACUGAAGGGCAAUCCUGACGGUCAGUAUUGGUCAACAGGAGGGGAGGACGUCGGGGUAUCUUUGACCAAGAAGAUAUUCACCAUCAGCCCCGGGGAUCAUCCACCGGAAAUUAUCUCUGAACAUCAUGACGGUUGUCAAUAUUCGCAUGGAUUUACAUUGUUCUACAAUCCAAAAUCAUACCAAGAUAAACUGCUAACAACUGUCAAAACAUCGGGUACUGCCGACUCUGCUCUGAAGCCUUUCGCCUUUACUCUUAGCUCUGCUUACCAAGCAGUUGUUACUCAGACGUCUAAGCAUCAUUACAUUUACCAAGACGCCGCCACGUAUUGUAAACUAGGUCACGUGAGGUAUUCUAUGAAACUAGCGGAAUCUGAUCACUAUCCGGUCACGCGGGAAUUCGCAGCUGACGUCUGCUCACUUCCGGUCACGUACGACGCCAACUCGUAUAUGCAGUUUAUAGAAAAAUGGGGCACGCAUGUUGUAACGGAAGUGGACAUUGGAAAGGCAACAACAAACAGAUACGUUGGAAGAUUGAGGGAUCUCUUCAAUUUCGUCAUGUUCAACGUAACAGACGAGAUAAGCAUGGGUGGGACUUUGGACGGGUUUCCGAGUUCAUAUGUGAUUGACCCCGAUUCUUACAAAUACAGACAUGAGUACAAGUACAUAGUGGGCGUGUUCGAGGACAACCUUAGCAUCGGGGACCAGUACUACAAUGACGUCAUAGGAAAGUCCGUGCAGACGAUCGACAUGGCAUUAGACACCAAAUAUUGGCAAUUUAUAAAUGCAUACGUUCAACAACAUGUGUGUACAGCCAGUGCCGCGCAAAAUCUAGGCGUGUGGCAGACGAAUAUUGUAACAGCGUUAAAAGCAUAUCCGGCGUUUAAAAACGCAAUGCAACCAGCCGUAUUACCACUAGCAAUGCCGGCAACAUGGCCACUAGGAACGUUUUCGAUUCCUAAACCUCAAGGAUCACAGUGCCCAACUACAGACUUUAUGGGAGGAACUCUUACAUUGCCCCAGGGAACUCAUACCGGGGCGGCUCCUACUGGACUCCAUAUUGGUGGACAGCUGACAAGCAGUAAGUACACGUUACAAUACUGCACUAAGGAGGACCCUGCACCCACCCCGUAUGAUAUAUACUGGCCCCGGGGUGACUAUUGUAUACAACAAUAUGAUGAUAGGUGUCCAUACGCCUUCAGGAUGGGCAAAGUGUUGCUCAAAACGUCCGGAACGUCAGCAAAAUUAGGAAUUGCACCCACUGGAACUUACGGGACUUCCACAGAAUUGCAGUUUUGUUGUCGAAACGACUCUGUAUAUUCCCAUAAAGUUUACCUGCCUUCUGCCAAGCCAUUUUACUUAUUUAAAUUCCAACAUGGUUGUCAAAAAGUCAACGGAAUGUCAGUAACAGACGAAACGCUACCAUUAUACAAUGACGUAACUUCCGGCGGAAGCGCAUAUCAAACAAGACUAUAUGGAAGUUACCCGUAUGUUGAAGAAGUAGGCCGACUCUCAGCAUAUGCCACAAAGCAGUACAAUCUACAUUAUUGUUACUAUCAGCCUAUUACAAAAUAGAAUUUCAAUUAAUAUUUUUGUAUGAAAUGUAUGAUGUGAUUGAAUCUUAGACUUUCCGAAG
Ruditapes philippinarum (Manila clam) is the source of this 1937-nucleotide messenger RNA. RefSeq lists its product as uncharacterized. Gene Ontology annotation, cellular component: membrane. Gene Ontology annotation, molecular function: wide pore channel activity. Bases 116 to 1876 code for a protein of 586 amino acids. NCBI's taxonomy places the organism in Eukaryota, Metazoa, Mollusca, Bivalvia, Venerida, Veneridae. The record is from RefSeq and is a predicted model, not a curated record. The transcript has 11 exons.